AUGGUUGCGAUUAACCUGGGUGACUCGGCGAAGAAAGAAAAACCACCACAAGAAAAGCUUUCACCGCCAAGUCCGGCAAUUGAAAAGCCACCAAUUCUUCAGCUUUACGAAACAUGCAGCGAGAAUGGAGGCACAAUUUUCCGUACAACGAUCUUCAUCCAAGUGGCCACUCUCGCUUUGUUCAUUCGGCUCAUUUACUGCGUGUGGUCAUUCCAUUACGUUCGUCACCUUUUGGGACUGGUUUUCUCGAUUCUUGGUGUAAUCGUUUUGGGAUACUCAAACACUUUGGCUAAACGUGCUUACUACAAAACAAAUGAAAGCCGCUUGAUUCGGAUGCAGUACAUGGUUUUGAUGCUUCUCCUGGGCUUAAACAUCCCAAUCAUCAUUCUUAUCUGGACAGUCGGUUUUGAUGAGUUCAUCGAAUGGGAUCCGGCACCACUUGUAAUGCUUGGUCUUCCGAUGUUGGUCCCUCUUCAAGCGUACGCGAUUGUUGUCUGGCGAAACACUGAAAAGAAAAUGAUCGCUGGUGAAGAUCAUCGAAGCAUCGCAUUCUACGAUCAAGCAAACAAAUGGAAACAACAACUUUACGUGGAACUUUGGACAAUCGAGCCAGGGACCGAAACCGAAGCUCCGAUUCCAAAUCAACAAAUAAAUCAAUACCAUAGACGUGUUCUAAUCAAUGGGGUUCUUCUUUUCAAGCUCACCAUCUUCGCCGACCUUGCAACUCUUGGAAUGUUCAUCAUCAUGGUCGUGAAUUACCCUGACGGAUUCAUUAGUGAUCAUCAUGGCUAUAUGAUAGCGCUUACUUCGGUGAUUGGAGUGAUCCUUUUCAUCACCGUAAAUACCCCAGCUCUUUGCGCUUACUUCAGGACCAAGAAGAGUCGACACGCGACAUUCAAAUACAACUCUGUGAUGUCGAUCACCGCUCUGACAACCGUCAUUAUUUUCGCUCUAUGUGCCUAUGGGGACUACUUCUUCAAUCAGCCCGUCAGUCUCGGUCUCGUUCUCCUUGUCCCAAUCCAGCUUUACUCGGGAGCAAUCUGGUGGAGACUCACCAUCUUCGAAUUCUGCGAUACAAAUGUCGUAAACGAGGCU
Mesorhabditis belari is the source of this 1095-nucleotide messenger RNA. The record is from the annotation of a GenBank genome assembly. NCBI's taxonomy places the organism in Eukaryota, Metazoa, Nematoda, Chromadorea, Rhabditida, Rhabditidae.